AUGUAUGUACUUCAACAGCUCGCGUGCGUUGGCAUCAGGCUCGACGUCGCGGAGGAGGAAGGAGACGAUGAUGGAUAUAGUCGCUCGUUCGGGAGAGAACUCGCUCUGAACUUGGACAGUGAGAAGCCGGGUAUCAGUGCUGCUCAUCUGCGCAAGAUCUGUGGUAUGGACCCUCUGCCUGGUGAUGACAGGGCAGACUUAUCCCGCGAGCAAGUCACGGCACCUAUUGACAGCGACGAGGACGAGUCGGGCGGCUCUUUCGGCCGUCGUGGUCGUUCUCAGCGUGACGAUGAAUGUGUUGCCUGCUGA
Messenger RNA from Sparassis crispa, 309 nucleotides. RefSeq lists its product as hypothetical. The transcript has 2 exons. Bases 1 to 309 code for a protein of 102 amino acids. The record is from RefSeq and is a predicted model, not a curated record. NCBI's taxonomy places the organism in Eukaryota, Fungi, Basidiomycota, Agaricomycetes, Polyporales, Sparassidaceae.